Messenger RNA from Danaus chrysippus (African queen), 951 nucleotides. Lineage: Eukaryota; Metazoa; Arthropoda; Insecta; Lepidoptera; Nymphalidae. The record is from the annotation of a GenBank genome assembly.
AUGGGAUAUCGAGUAAUAAUUGGACAUUGGGGCGACAAGGGGAACCAGGGGGAUGCAAGAAUACAAAACACUCACGAAGGCGACUUGCCGACUUAUUUGACACGUUUCCAAUGGGAUAUGGCCAAGUAUCCCAUAAAGCAAAGUCUACGCAACAUCGCCGAUAUUAUCAGUAAACAGGUAGGACAAAUCGACGCUGAUUUGAAGAUGAAAUCAUCAGCUUACAACUCGCUGAAGGGAAACCUGCAGAGCUUGGAGAAAAAACAGACUGGCAGUCUGUUGACCUGCAACCUCGCUGAUUUGGUUAAAAAGGAACAUUUCAUUCUGGACAGCGAAUAUCUGACUACCCUACUCGUCAUCGUACCCAAGGCGAUGUUUAACGACUGGAACGCUAACUACGAGAAGAUAACUGACAUGAUAGUACCGCGUUCAACUCAGCUCGUACAUCAAGACAAUGACUACGGGCUGUUCACUGUAACUCUGUUCCGUAAGGUGGUUGACGAGUUCAAGCUGCACGCUCGUGAACGUAAGUUCAUUGUCCGCGAGUUCUCAUACAACGAGGCGGACCUCGCGGCCGGCAAGAACGAGAUCACCAGGCUCGUUACUGACAAGAAGAAACAGUUUGGUCCAUUGGUGAGAUGGUUGAAAGUGAAUUUCUCUGAAUGUUUCUGUGCCUGGAUACACGUGAAGGCUUUGAGGGUGUUUGUUGAAUCCGUUCUGAGAUACGGUCUGCCAGUGAACUUCCUCGCUGUAGUGAUGGUCCCGGCUCGUAAGAGCGUGAAGAAGCUGCGGGACGUGCUGCAGCAGCUGUACGCCCACCUCGACCACUCGGCGCAGCAGCACGGACACGCGGCACAGGACAAUGCUGAGUUGGCCGGUCUUGGUUUCGGUCAAUCAGAUUACUUCCCCUAUGUUUUCUACAAAAUCAACAUUGACAUGGUCGAGAAGGCUUAG